Lipotes vexillifer (Yangtze River dolphin) is the source of this 1650-nucleotide messenger RNA. It is a transcript of the gene IRAG2, whose product is annotated as inositol 1,4,5-triphosphate receptor associated 2. The transcript is spliced from 18 exons. The record is from RefSeq and is a predicted model, not a curated record. The coding region runs from base 163 to 1650 and encodes 495 amino acids. NCBI's taxonomy places the organism in Eukaryota, Metazoa, Chordata, Mammalia, Artiodactyla, Lipotidae. Gene Ontology annotation, cellular component: endoplasmic reticulum membrane.
UUGACACCUUUCUCAUGUGUAGCCAACCGAAUCCAUGCUUCAUAUGAAAGGCCCAAAUAUGGAGAAGUAAAGGAUGGUGCUUUGAAUGUGACUGGAAGGCACAAGUGUCCAGGCCCCACAGGUGGUCCCCACCCAGGAACAGAUCUUUCAGGUUGCAUCAGGAUGAAUAAUGACCUAAGUAUGGAAGAGAAUGGUGUUGAAUGCUUAUAUUCUGAGAGCCUGCCACAGUCCAGGGAAUAUUCCACCCUACCAUCUCCUGGACACACUUCAGCCACAGAGAGUACUGUAACUUCAAGUGAUUCUGGAUCAGAAAUUUUGCAUAUGGCUUCUGGUGUCAUUGACUGUAAACCACUCUGUGAGAAAGAGGAGGAUAAAAGAUCAGCUUCUGCUGUGAAGAUCAAAGGUGGAAGUCCAGCUCCUGAAAAUAUUGCACUCCAAGGCUCUGUGAAUGAAGAAAAAAUCAUGUCAAAUCAGGAAGCCAAAGGGGAACCAGAAACAAUAAAUGAGCACAGAAAAGAAUGUGUGGCAGGAGGCGCUGCUGUUUCCUCUCUUCCUGUGAAGUCAGUUAACUUUAGACAAAGUGACAACACUUCUGCUAAUGAGAAGGAGGUGGAGGCCGAAUUUCUCAGGUUAUCUUUGGGAUUUAAAUGUGACUGGUUCACCUUGGAGAAAAGAGUGAAGCUUGAAGAAAGAUCCCGUGACUUGGCGGAAGAAAAUUUGAAGAAAGAAAUUACUAACUGUUUAAAACUGUUAGAGUCUUUAACACCUCUUUGUGAAGAUGACAGUCAAGCCCAGGAAAUCAUUAAGAAGCUGGAGAAAAGUGUAACAUUCCUCAGUCAGUGCACAGCUCGAGUGGCCAGUAGGGCUGAGAUGUUGGGAGCCAUUAAUCAGGAAAGUCGGGUUAGUAAAGCUGUCGAAGUGAUGAUUCAGCAUGUAGAAAAUCUGAAGAGAAUGUAUGCCAAAGAACAUGCUGAAUUAGAAGAACUAAAACAGGUUCUUUUGCAAAAUGAAAGGACUUUUAACCCUCUUGAAGAUGAAGGUGACUGCCAAAUUAAAAAACGUUCAGCUUCUCUAAACUCUAAGCCAUCUUCUCUUCGAAGAGUGACCAUUGCCUCUUUGCCCAGAAAUAUUGGAAAUGCAGGAAUGGUGGCUGGGAUGGAAAAUAAUGACCGAUUCAGUAGGAGGUCAAGCAGUUGGCGUAUUUUGGGGUCAAAGCAGAGUGAACACCGUCCCUCAUUACAUCGAUUUAUUAGCACCUAUUCCUGGGCAGAUGCUGAAGAAGAAAAAUGUGAACUAAAAACUAAAGAUGACUCAGAACCACCUGAAGAAGAAACAGUAGAAAGGACAAGAAAGCCAAGUCUUUCUGAAAAGAAAAAUAGUCCAUCAAAAUGGGAUGUCUUUUCAAUUUAUAACACAAUAGCUUCCUGGACAACAAAUCUCAAGACUUCCAUCAGAGAGGCCAGUAAGGCACUCUGGCUUUCUGUCGCGUUCGUUGUACUAUUUGCGGCACUGAUGAGUUUCUUCACAGGCCGAUUUUUCCAGAAGUCUGUGGAUGCUGCUCCCACACAGGAUGGGGACUCCUGGAUGUCUCUAGAACAUAUCUUGUGGCCAUUUACCAGACUCCAACACAAUGGGCCACCGCCAGUGUGA